Acanthamoeba castellanii str. Neff is the source of this 798-nucleotide messenger RNA. RefSeq names its product Lipase. The transcript has 2 exons. Bases 1 to 798 code for a protein of 265 amino acids. The record is from RefSeq and is a predicted model, not a curated record. NCBI's taxonomy places the organism in Eukaryota, Discosea, Longamoebia, Acanthamoebidae. Gene Ontology annotation, biological process: lipid metabolic process.
AUGUCGUUUACCUUCGUUUCGGAUCAAUUCGAGGAGCUUGCCACCUUCUCCAACGACGAGACCCUUCAGCUGGGCGAAUUCGCCAGCCUCGCCUACCUCGACCGCGACGCCAACCUCGGCGACGGCUCCUACACCACCUUGAGCCCCUUCGCCACCGACCUCUCGUCCGGCUUUGUGCGCGCCCGCGGCGCCCAGGUCGUGGUGACCUACAAGGGCACCGACACGGCCAGGGACUUCCAGACCGACUUCGACGCCUGGCCCCUCGCACGCCCCGAGCUCCUGCCUGAGCGCCGCAUCCACGGCGGCUUCCUCAAGGCCUGGGAGAGCACCUGGCCUCAGGUGGCCGCCAUUCUCGAGUCGCACGCCCACGCCACGGCCUUCAAGUGUCGGACCUCACCUUCACCCCUGGGCGCGGCGCAGGCCACCCUCGCCGCGCUUCACGUGGCGCGCCACCUGGUCCGCUCUGUCGACCAGGUGCGGCUGCUCACGUUCGGGUCGCCGCGCGUUUUCACCUGGGCCGGCGCCGCCUACUUUGAGCGCAUCGGCCUCGGCGCCCGCACGCUUCGAGUGGCGGAGAACGACGCCGACCCGGUGACGAUGGUCAACCUGGGCAGCUUCGGGUUCAAGCACGUCGGGCUCAACGUGCGCGUGGUCAAGCCGGCCGCGGCCUGGCCCCAUCUGAUGGAGGGCUACAUGGCUGGCUUGAUGGCGCUCAACGUCUCCACGUUCGUGCCGACCUUCGCGCUGGGCACCCGCCGGGCCGUGAUCCGCGCCUGUCUUCGUCUUCUCCAUCUUUAA